AAAACAUUUUAGCUUAUCUGCGCAAACAUUUUAUGACAAUUUGUUGCGGAUCAAGGGGAUACGUUUUAAGCAAGAAUUCAUACUAAUACCAUAUUAUAUUGUUCUAUUUGAUGUCAUAAAAGUGCUAUGAUCGUACACAAUCGGAGUGAUAUUGGACUUAUCAGAGUUACGGACCGCGGUAGAUAUAGUAUUGCAUCUUGGGAAUUUCGGUGUCUGCCCGUCUGUGAUGUGCCUUCUUGUCUGCGUCGUAUUUCGAGCCUAUCUGAUCCGGAACUGCUUGAGCUGGUUGGGCGCCUGAGUCACUGGAUCGAGAACUGCAUUUUGUGUAGUACAGUCAAUACAGUUUCUAGUGUUCUAGAGCUAAGCAAGCUCACUCGGAUUAACCCGACAGUGGGGUAGUGCUGUGCGGGCUCUGGUGCCGUGGUACUACGUAUGUGCUGCGUACUUCUAGCGGUCCGAGUCCCUUUGAACGGAAGCCGGUGAUUUACCGUUUAAGGUCGGUCGCCAGGACCGACACUCUGCCAGGAUGGGCGACAACAAGGACGGCAAGAUUCCUCAGGAAUCCAACGAGCAGCGGGGCAGCGGUGACGACUCCGAGGACGAGAGUGAGGUCUUGGAAGAGAGCCCCUGCGGCCGCUGGCUCAAGCGCAGGGAAGAGGUCCAGCAACGUGACAUCCCAGGUAUCGAUGCCGCCUACCUUGCCAUGGACACUGAGGAGGGUGUGGAGGUGGUCUGGAACGAAGUCAAGUUUUCGGAACGAAAGAACUUCAAAGCCAAAGAGGAGAAGAUUCGCGAGGUGUUUGACAGCCUUGCCCAGCUGGAACACCCGAACAUAGUCAAGAUUCACAAGUACUGGAUGGACAAGGACUCUGAGAAGCCCCGAGUCAUCUUCAUCACAGAGUACAUGUCCAGCGGCUCCCUCAAGCAGUUCCUCAAGAAGACCAAACGUAAUGUGAUCAAGCUGCCCCUGCAGGCAUGGAAGAGGUGGUGCAACCAGAUUCUCUCAGCUCUAAGUUACCUCCACUCGUGUUCGCCGCCCAUUCUGCAUGGCAACAUGACGUGCGACACCAUCUUCAUCCAGCACAACGGGCUCAUCAAGAUCGGCUCAGUGGCACCCGAUGCCAUUAACCACCACGUCAAAACGUUUCGGGAAAACAUCAAGAAUGUGCACUUUGUUGCACCCGAAUACGGAAGUAAGUCAUUCUCCAUGGUGACCCCGGCGGCUGACAUCUAUUCCUUCGGGAUGUGUGCCCUCGAGAUGGCAGCACUGGAAAUCCCCGGCAACGGCGACUCAGGCACCCAAAUCACCGAGGAUGUUGUCAACAAGACGAUAGAGUCGCUAGAGAACGUCCACCAGAAGGACUUCAUCCGCAAGUGCCUGCGCAAGAGCCCGCAAGAGCGUCCGACGGCGCGUGAGCUGCUCUUCCACCCGGUGAUCUUCGAGGUGCAUGCACUGCAGGUCCUGGCAGCCCACGUGAUCGUCAAGAGUGCCUCCUACCACCCGGACCAGCUGACGGACGAGGCGGUGGUGUCGCGCUACAGCCAGGCGGACGUCAUUGCCGAGAUCUCCCACCGGGACGGACGGGACGGCGUGGCACUGCGCAAGAACGAGGUGCCCAAGCUCGAGCUGGAGAAGCUACUGGAGGACGUCAGGAACGGCAUCUACCCUCUGACAGCCUUUGUCAUGUCGCACCAGCCAAUUGUGAGGCCCCGUGCUUCCUCCCCCGAGGUCUCAGAGUCGGUGCAGUCGGCGUCGCCGGAGCCCUUUGACGCGGAGACGCGGCGCAUUAUCAACAUGAUGUGCAACAUCAAGCAGCAAGAAGAGUCACAGAACUUUGUGAUGACCUUGCUGCUGCGGAUGGACGACAAAAUGAAUCGGCAGCUGACGUGUGAGCUUUCCCUGAAGGACACGCCGUCGGUGCUGGUCACGGAACUGGUCCACUACGGCUUUAUCAACAAGGACGACAGGAACAUGGUGGAGGUGCUGAUCCAGGACACGCUCAGCCGAAGUCACAUUCCGGGCAUCCCCAACCCUGGAGCGCCCCUCUCCGUCGGAGCGGCGUGACCCAGCACGCGAAAAGGCAGCUGUAAUCUCGACCAAAAGCAGAUGGGGGGCCAAGCGUCUUCGACCGCUGUGACUGACAAGGUCGUUCAAAGGUCGCGAUGCGUGCGCUGGUUUCUCCAUUGUUCCUCUUAAAUUUUUUUAACCUCGGUGUGGCCAGACACAGAAUGCAUUUAGUUUUUAUGUUCUGGCCGUUCUGGCAGCAUUGGGGCAGUCAAUAAAUUCAGUGGCGUAAUGUAUACCCACCCUUUUACUCCUUGUCGGCAUACGAGGCAUGUAUAUGUUUGUUUCGCGUCCACUUUUUCUGCCACUCUUGUAGCUGCAUGUAUGUACAAUGCUAGUAUCGUCUUGAUUAUGUGCUCUCUUUUUCUGCUAUUGUGUAGCUCUGAUAGGUAUGAUACUGAAUGUGAUAUCACUUUGUAAUUUAUAUGGUAAGUGCGGUGGAUUUUUUACGAUUGUCAAGCACUCUAAGCAAUGUUUUUUUAGUGAUGUGCUUGAUUUGGGGUGGGGAAAAAUGGCUAUUAUUUCUCCAUUAUUUUUUUUCUAUAUGUUAUCAUCCUUUUGGCCUGAGGUGCGUGCAUAUGCUAUUUCAAGUAUGCAGGUGUAGAUUGGUAGUGCAAAAACAACGCACCAAAUUGAAAAAUUUUACUUUUUUGGUUACAAAAGCCAUGAAGCAGUAUUAUACAAUUCUAAUUGAAAAUAAAUUCGAUGUAAUCGUGACAUUUGGAGUGGCUCCCUUCUUUGAAGAAAAAGGUCAUGGAAGUGUGAGAAUAAAAUAAAUGCUAUGGGAAUGAA
Molecule: messenger RNA, 2857 nt
Organism: Ixodes scapularis (black-legged tick)
Lineage: Eukaryota; Metazoa; Arthropoda; Arachnida; Ixodida; Ixodidae
Gene: Madm
Product: nuclear receptor-binding protein
Exons: 13
Coding region: 527-2065 (512 amino acids)
Biological process (GO): intracellular signal transduction; endoplasmic reticulum to Golgi vesicle-mediated transport; protein phosphorylation
Cellular component (GO): cytoplasm; endomembrane system
Molecular function (GO): protein serine/threonine kinase activity; ATP binding
Source: RefSeq, a predicted model, not a curated record